AUGCCUUCUGUCACAGCCAUAACAAUCUUCAUCUUUGGCCUCAGCGCCUUCAACCACGGAGUCAGCAACCUAAUCUCACCUCGCAAGGCUCUCGCUGCGAAACAGUUGCACGAGUCAGCUCUCCCCGCUCUCAAUGGCUUUUCAGUGGCUAUUAUUGGAAUCGGCAUCUACUAUAUGCUUGCUGCGUACCAAGAGAACCGAGAAUUCUUUGCUCUGACACUUGCACGAUUUAUUUCCGCGACCAUCUUUUGGUUUCAAGGACCUGCCUGGAGAGUCAUUGCUACGUGGGAAGCCGUCUCAGCUGUGAUGACAGCUGCGGCACUUGUUGGAGAGGCCUACCUUGCAUGA
This is a messenger RNA of Fusarium sp. VM40, 348 nucleotides long. The record is from the annotation of a GenBank genome assembly. NCBI's taxonomy places the organism in Eukaryota, Fungi, Ascomycota, Sordariomycetes, Hypocreales, Nectriaceae.